AUGUGCGGUGUUUACUGUCAUAUUGUCAGCACGUUCAACAGAGUCAUAUUUCGAGAAAAUUUUUUACGAAGACGAAAUUGCCUCAGAAGAAGAGCAGGAGGCUCACGGUGGGCAGCAAGAAUAUUCGUUGUUAUGGAUGGUUAUGAUGUUAUUGUAGUUGGAGCCGGAAUAUUCGGUUCAUGUACGGCGUAUCAUUGCCAGAAAAGAGGUCUAAGGACGAUUCUUAUUGAACAGUUCAACCUCGGUCACAAAAAUGGAAGCUCUCAUGGAAUGUCGCGAAUUAUUCGGUAUGCCCAUACUGAACCUGAGUACGUACCUCUUGUUCGUGAUGCUUAUCAGCAGAUAGCAGCUCUGGAACGGAAGAUUGGUGAGAGUUUGUGGAAGCGGACAGGACUUUUGUGGGUAUCGAAGCCCGAAGAGAUAACAUCCAUAUCAAAGAUACUGCACGACUUCAACAUUGAGCAUGAGACUAUAUCUGGAGAGGAGGUUGGCUUCCGUUAUCCACAAUUCUCCUUUGGCAACAACUGGGCGGCUCUAAUCGAUCCAGAAGGAGGUGUACUGUAUGCGGAUAAAUGGCUACGCACUUUUCAGGACGAGUUUAUUAGUCUUGGAGGAACGAUACUAGAAAAUGAGGAAGUGCUCUCUUACUCUGAAACCGACGACAUUGUUAAAGUCACCACAUCAAAAUGCGUAUUCCAUUCCAAAAAAGUUAUAUUUACCGUAGGACCAUGGCUUAGGAGACUCUUUCCCGAUCUUCCGCUACAAAUUCAGCCGGAGUCCAUAGCAGUUUGUUACUGGAAAGCUGCUCGUAGCGAAGACGCUGCACUACUUGAAGGCGGCAAAUUCCCCGUUUUCAUAGCUCACAGCGACGGCGGCUUACCAUUUGGUUUUUAUGGCUUGCCUGCAGUAGAUUAUGCAGGUUGCGCAAAGAUUUGUUUCCACAGUGGUGAGCAUAUCGAUGGUCCAACUCAUCCGGAGAAUGUCUGUCAGGAGUUCAUUGACCACCCUGCCGAAUUCAUACGAGAACACAUGCCAAUUCUUGAUUCUAGUGCUCCAGCUCAAAUUGAUAGAUGCAAAUAUACGGUAUCUGAGGACAAUCACUAUGUGAUUGGGCAUUACCAGGAAGCUAAAAACGUGUUAAUUGGCGGCGGAUGUUCCGGAAGCGGAUUCAAAGUUGCUCCUGGGAUCGGAAGAGCACUAUCGCAAAUGGCUGCCAAUGAGAAACCAUCUAUCGACAUCUCGUUUUUCUCUUUUGAUAGAUUUCAAAAAUCUAAGCAACAACUGGUUUGA
Molecule: messenger RNA, 1290 nt
Organism: Cylicocyclus nassatus
Lineage: Eukaryota; Metazoa; Nematoda; Chromadorea; Rhabditida; Strongylidae
Source: the annotation of a GenBank genome assembly